This is a messenger RNA of Schistocerca cancellata (South American locust), 2603 nucleotides long. It is a transcript of the gene Taf12, whose product is annotated as transcription initiation factor TFIID subunit 12. NCBI's taxonomy places the organism in Eukaryota, Metazoa, Arthropoda, Insecta, Orthoptera, Acrididae. The record is from RefSeq and is a predicted model, not a curated record. Gene Ontology annotation, biological process: DNA-templated transcription initiation; RNA polymerase II preinitiation complex assembly. Gene Ontology annotation, molecular function: DNA binding; protein heterodimerization activity; TBP-class protein binding. The transcript is spliced from 5 exons. Gene Ontology annotation, cellular component: SLIK (SAGA-like) complex; transcription factor TFIID complex; SAGA complex. Bases 1053 to 1481 code for a protein of 142 amino acids.
UUGAAAUUCAACUGUUUUGACCUAAAAUGCAGACGCAACCGAACGUUUGACAGUUUACUGAUAGUUUGUUAGUGGGAAAAAAGCAGAUCGUUAACAAGAAUGAGAUGUAAAUAGAAACAGUACAAAAAAAUUAAUCGUGAAAUGACACUUGAAGAUAAUAUUUUGCAAUAUUAGAAUCCGGAUAUCUUAACUAGAAUGUUUCUUUUGAUUAUCAUGAUUUCUGUGUUUGCGCGCGAAUCCGUGCAGACAGUGAAAUAUUCUUAUGGAAUGAACAGUGUUAAUAGAUUGCAAGCGAUAAGUCGUUGGGGUUGUCUUGUUUUCGGGCAGUAAUUUUCGGAGACUUACGAAUAACGCAUUCACUGUUUGUAAACAUUGUGAACAACUGUGAAUUUUUGGAUGAAUGCCAAGGCGCUAUUUAUAUAAUUUUCUCAAAAAAUUCAUGACCGACAAAUUCCUUGACGUUUCUAUUAUCAGAAGAAGCAACCAAUUCAUUGGAAGUUUUGGAAUCUCUGUCAGUGUCUAGCAGUAGUAGUAGCAGCAGCAGCAGCAGCAGCAGCAGCAGCAGCAUUAUUAUUGUAAGACCAUUGCACGAGAUUUCAUGGUUCUUGUGAUAAACUUAAUACGAGGAUGGUAAUUAUUCCUUGUUAUACCUGUGCACAAGCAAUAUUGUGCAAGAGGGUGGGGAGACAUUUUAAUCAUGUCAGACAAAUUUUAGGUUGAUAUAACAAGCUAACUGGCUAGUUGCACUUCUGCACUAUAAAGUGUGGAUAGUGUGCUGCCGGUUAUUGGCACUGGAAGUGACUGUUCUUGAGCAGCCUCCACCAGUAAUCCAACCAGGACAACAGUGUCACCUUCACGGCAUACUGUAAUUAUGCCUCAGUUGGGUACACAAACAAAGAAUACGACGCCUGCAGCAGAAGAAUCGGGCCAGAUGAAGCUCAUAUUCCACGAGGACUGGCCAAGGAUUCAGCCAUGGCUUCACAUCAGGAAAUAUUCUACCUGUCAUAUGCAAAAAUUGUUUAUGAAAACGUCCAAUUGUGACAACAAAUAUAAUGCAUGAUGAGAGAGCUGAGGAUAAUGCAAUAGCAUGUGGGCUAUUCACUUUAUUCCAUCACAUGAAGAUAGAUGUACAUUUGAUUGGUUUACCCCACAAAACAAAUGUGCUCACAAAGGCACGUUUGCAAGACCUUGUAAAAGAAUUUGAUCCCAGUGAACAACUAGAUGAAGAAGUGGAAGAUGUCUUGCUUGAAAUUGCAGAUGAUUUUGUGGAAUCAGCUGUGACAGCUGCAUGUCUGUUAGCUAAACAUAGGAAAGCUAAUACAAUUGAAGUUAAGGAUGUUCAGCUCUAUUUAGAGAGAGACUGGAACAUGUGGCAGCCAGGUUUCGGUAUGGAAGAGCUUCGUCCGUACAAGCGGACGGCUGUGACAGAGGCACACAAACAGAGACUGGCACUAAUACGUAAAGCUGUAAAAAAAUAUUAAAUUUAUGUGUAGAGCACUGCUAAUUAUUUUAUUUUAUUCAUAAAUGAAUGUCAUUAAUGCUUAAACUUAUAUCCUUUAAAUUUCCUGUUGUGCUGUCUAUAACUUCAUUUAUUUUUAUCAUAGACGUAGCAGAAUAUUGAAAUGGUAAUGUUCUCCUCACAGUAUUUUUCAUCUUAUUCUAAGCAUCCUUGCUUCUAAAUUACAGGUACAAAUGAUGUACCCACUACAUUCUCUUAUGUUCAUUCUCAGUUAGAUCAUAGGUGUGAAGAUUUCGUACUGAUAUACUGUUUUCAUAUGUGGCAUUCUAUUUCUACCAGUGGUUGUUAGUGAUUUCAGUAUUUACUUGUUUACUGUCACUUACAUCAGUUUUUCAAUGUGUUGCACAUACUUUUCACACUCCAACCAAAUAAUGUCAUGAGAAAAGAACUGGAUUAUUCUUCUGCAUAGUGUUCAUUUAUCAGUUUGGAAAUGCCAUUGCCCUGACUUUGGAUUUCCUCUGGUAACACCUGAUGUCAAUGUUUCAGCUUUCAUUUGUUUCAGGUCUGUUCCCAUGUGUUGCCCUUCUAUUAAAAAAUAGUUUCAAUUAGUUAAGUCGAAGUCCUGUUGUGCAGGGUUUCCGCAGUUACUUUCAUUUCCAUUUAAUAAGUACCUCCAUGCUAGAACACUGCAUCCACAUGUCAAAGUGAAGUGAGUGGCAGUCAUUACCCAUUUCUCACUAACAAUGCUGCAUGGUCUCCUUUACCCUCACUUGGGCGAACACUUGUCAACUGUGACUUGGCUGGUAUGUGGCCCCUUCCAUGUGGCUACGAAAACAUGGCAGUUAACUUUGUCACAACACAGUGUGGGGCAUAGAGGAAGAGAAUUUCCUGUUGUUCAUAAUGAUUGGUUUUUAUAGCAUAUUCAAACAUAAUCGUCAAUAUUGUUUUGAAGACAGCAUGCUCCCACAUGCUUGUAUUUUGUCUUUAAUUUCUUACUGGUCAUCGUAAUAUCACUAUCCCCUCCUUCCCCCCAAACCCAUGCAGGCACACACACACACACACACACACACACACACACACACACAGAGAGAGAGAGAGAGAGAGAGAGAGAGAGAGAGAGAGAGAGAGAGAGAGAGAGAGAGAG